Molecule: messenger RNA, 2187 nt
Organism: Neltuma alba
Lineage: Eukaryota; Viridiplantae; Streptophyta; Magnoliopsida; Fabales; Fabaceae
Exons: 1
Coding region: 1-2187 (728 amino acids)
Source: RefSeq, a predicted model, not a curated record
AUGGCAGAUCGUAUUGGUAAUGUUGGUAAUAAUGGUGAAAAUGAUAGAAACAGAAAUGGGGGUAAUGGAGAUAAUAAUGGUCAUGGGGAAAAUCAUGUGCCUAGGAAUAAUGGUGAAGACCAGAGGAGUCUUAGAGAAAUAAAUAACUCUACUGUGAAUUUUGAUCCUCAUGGUUUUUACAAUUUUGAUGCUAAUUUUGAAAUCAAAGGUAACUUGAUUAAUACUUUGCCUAAAUUUUUUGGUCUUUCAGGUGAUGAUCCCUAUGGACACAUUGAAACCAUGAUGAUGGUAUGCUCCACUAUGAAGCCACAGGGUGCAAAUGUAGAGGAACUUUUGAGAAGAACGUUUCACUUUACCAUGGAAGGAAAAGCCAAGGAAUGGCUAAGAACUUUGCCCCAGCACUAUGCUACACUUACCUGGGAGCAACUCAAGAACGCUUUUCUUGAGAAAUUCUUUCCUGCAUCUCGGUCCUCCAAGCUUAAGAAAGCUAUCUUCGGAGCACAACAAGAUGAAGGGGAGUCAUUCUAUGAAUAUUGGACUAGGUUCUUAACCAUGAUGUCUCGGUGUCCAAAUCAUCAAUUGCCUAAGUCACAAUUGGUUCAGUAUUUCUAUGAGGGUCUCUUGCCAUACUAUCAGAGGACUGUUAAUGCUGCUGCUAAUGGUUCAAUUCUUGAUCUUACUCCGCAAGGUGCCUGGGACCUCUUUGAGAAGACUGCCAAAAAUGACCAACAGUAUGGCACUAGAGAUAGACAGUGUGUUAGAGAAGUUGCCUCAUCCUCUUCUAAUGAUACACUUAAGCAGUUUAUGGAGAAGAUUGAUAGGAGAUUAGAGAAACUAGAGAGUGAAAGGGUUCCUAGACAAUGUAAUGCAAUGGGAACUUCCCAAGCAUUGGUAGCUCCUAGUUGUGAUUACUGUGGUUCUCCUAUGCACAUAAGCAAUGCAUGUCCUUCAAGAUACGAAGAAGUUUCUACUAUGUUUCAGGGACGUCCUACCAACCAAAAAUGGAAUCCGUAUUCCAACACAUACAAUGAAGGGUGGAGACAGAACCCUAACUUCAGUUGGAGGGAUAAUGAUAACAGAGGGUCGAAACAAUUUCAAGAGGGAACUAGUGGAUUUGGUGCUUCUUCAAGCCACUUUCAAGAACCUUCAAGGAUGGUCAUUCCACUCCAGAAUAAUUCACUUUCUCAACCAAAGAGUGAUGAGACCAAUCAACUGUUGAAGAGUAUGGCCGCCCAACUUAACAAUAUGGAUAACCGGUUGAAAGAAGAUAAAGCCUUGAAUGAUAGCCAAUUUUCAUCCAUUGCCACAAUUUUACAAAGGAUGCAAGGUGAUAAUACAACCAUUUGUAAGAAGUUGGAAGAGUUAGAGUUGAAGAACAAUACUGUGACAUCUCAUCUAACUCAAGUGGCCAAUACUAUGAGUGAUCUGCAAGCCAGAGGUGGAGGCAUAACCUCUAAUACAGUUAUCAAUCCUAAAGCCCUUAAUGCCAUCACUCUGAGAAGCGGAAGGAAAGUACACUUCACUGAAGAAGAUGAAAAGGAUAUGGAAGAAGAAAUAGAAACUGAGCCUGUUCCACAUUCUACUACGCCAAGCAAGAAAUCUGAGAGCUCUAAGGAAAGAGCAUUGCUAGUUAACAGGAAAGAGCCUACUGAAGGGCAAGAAGAAGAAAAGAACCAUACUGAAGUGGUUCCAGAUGACAAGUGCACAACAUUGGAGUAUGAUGAAUCAAGCCAACAAGGAACUAUCCUACAUAAAGGUAAAGAGGUAAAAGUCAGUGAUAUUCCUUUCCCUCAAUCUUUUCUCAAUUCACAAAAGAAAAUGCAUAAUGAACAACAUGAGAAUGAAUUGAUUGAGAUGUUUAGUAAAUUAGAGGUUAAUAUUCCUUUGCUUCAAUUGAUUAAGAAAGUGCCUCAAUAUGCUAAAUUUUUGAAAGAUUUGUGCACUAAUAAAAGAAAAUUUAAGCCGCAUGACAAGGUUCAGUUAGGGUUGAAUGUAUCUGCUAUGUUUAAAUCCCCUCUCCCGGUCAAGUGUCAAGAUCCAGGUUCCUUUACUAUACCCUGCACCAUUGGUAAGAGUACUAUUCCCCAUGCAUUAUUAGACUUAGGAGCUGCUAUCAAUGUGAUGCCUAAGUCAGUUUACGAGUCUUCAGGGGUUAAUAUUCUUAAGCCAACAAAUGUAGUACUCUAA